AUUUCGCUAACGUAGACGAAAAUGAAAGGCUAGCAGUGUGGUCGAUGAUAAAGUGUUGCGGGAGAAAAUCGAGUGAGAGAUAUUUUUUUUUUUUUCUUCCGUCGUGCCUCUCACGCUACGUUAGGAUCUUAUAUAGGGAGAUAGAUUAGAAGUAUAGACAUGUCACGAUAUAUGUUUUUAAAGUGAUCAUAUAAAUUUUGUGAGAAAUUUCUCGUCGGCUUAGCUGAAGAUGAUGUCCACGACGAAGUUUUGAGUCUCGUCGUACGAUAUGCAGUCCAUUUAUUGGACCGGGAGGCUGUUGUCUCGAGCGAUAUGGAAUAGCAUAUCAAAUUAUUCAGCAUGCGCGGAUCCUAACGUGAACAAGCGUCGGGAAGCAUCUUUUGUAUCGGCAGUGUGUGGCUUCCCUAAGGAUUUUGCACGAGGCCGUAUACGAAAGGGACAAUUUGGAGAUGACGCUUGGUUUAGUGCCAAAUUCAAGGCUGUCGAAGUAAUUGGUGUAGCCGAUGGUGUAGGAGGAUGGCGACACUAUGGAAUAGAUCCAGGCGAAUUUUCCAGUUUUUUAAUGAGAACAUGCGAAAGGCUAGUCUCGAUAGGCAGGUUCAUCCCUUCAGAACCAGCUGGUUUAUUAGCGCGUAGUUACUAUGAAUUGUUAGAAAAUAAACAACCAAUCUUAGGUAGCAGUACUGCAUGCGUAAUAAUUCUGAAUAAGGAAACUAGCAGCAUUUAUGCAGCAAAUAUAGGAGAUAGUGGUUUUGUAGUUGUGAGAAAAGGUGAAGUUGUUCACCGUUCUAAUGAGCAACAACACUACUUCAAUACUCCAUUUCAGUUAUCUCUGCCACCACCAGGUCAUUCCGGAUUAGUACUAAGUGACAGUCCAGAAUCUGCAGAUACUUCUAGUUUUGGAGUAGAGGAUGGAGAUGUAAUCCUUUUAGCAACCGACGGUGUAUUUGAUAACGUGCCUGAUCAGUUGCUAGUCACUGAAAUGCGUAAAAUCGAAGGUGAAAGGGACCCUACAAAGAUACAAGGUGUUGCUAAUUCGAUAGCUUGGAUGGCUCGUAGUUUAGCCUUCGAUGGAGCAUUUAUGUCACCCUUUGCCCAAAGUGCAAGAGAAAAUGGAAUCGACGCGAUAGGUGGUAAACCUGACGAUAUCACGGUGCUUUUAGCAACGGUGGCAAUCUGAUAUGAAAAUGUGUAUGAUAGAAAACGUUAAUCAUUGUAUUAUAGUCCAUAUCAUUGCAUAUAUGUAUCUAGUGAUACAUUAUUAUAUUCCAUUAUGAUGAUCAUCUAUUAUUUAAAUUUAAAUAAAUGGUUUUAUAAAUCACCUCUCAUAUAUUACAAUAUUAGUAUCUUAUAUCGUUAUAAGAAAUAUUAGAAUGGAAUUUGAGUUACAUUUUAAAUUUAAUACCUUUUAUUAAAUUAUUUUUAAAGUAGAAACAUAAGGAAAGUAUAUGAAACAGUUACGAAGAAAUAAAAAAAAAUAAAAAAAAAUAAAAAAAAAAAAAAAAAAAA
This is a messenger RNA of Vespa velutina, 1509 nucleotides long. Its product is annotated as protein phosphatase PTC7 homolog. The coding region runs from base 269 to 1180 and encodes 303 amino acids. The record is from RefSeq and is a predicted model, not a curated record. Lineage: Eukaryota; Metazoa; Arthropoda; Insecta; Hymenoptera; Vespidae. The transcript has 5 exons.